AUGCCUCCCGUCAUUUUGGUCACUGGUGCUAACAGGGGUAUCGGGUUCUGCAUAGCUCAGGCCUCGGAUGCUGUACGGAAGUUGAAGGCCUUGGCUAUCCAGGGCACUUUUGAGCCAAUGAGCCUGGAUGUGACGAGCGAUCAAAGCAUGCACGGCUUGAUCGCGCUAAUCAAAGAAAGACAUGGAAAGUUGGAUGUUCUGAUCAACAAUGCAGGCAUUGCCGCUGUCCCAAGUUCGGACCUCUCAGACUAUAGUCAGGCGUUUAACUCAGUCUUGGACACGAAUGUCACCUCUGUUGGGCUCCUGACCUCGCUUUUGACGCCCUUGCUUCGCCAGUCGGAAAGUGCAAAGGUCAUCAACAUCUCUUCCGGACGUGCAUCUGUCGAGCGACUCACGUCAGGUGAUCUUCCCCCAACGGUCAGUGUACCAUACAGCGUGUCAAAAGUUGCUCUAAAUAUCAUGACUCUUGAGAUGGCCAAGACUGAGAGUAAUAUCACCUUCUACCUGGCAAAUCCUGGUCACUGCAGCACUGCCUUCAAUGGUUACAAAGGAAAGAAAGAUCCGCUCCUGGGAGCAGAGGUAGCCGCAAAUCUCGCCUUCGGAGACUACAAAAGCGGUUUCUGGCACAACGAUGAGGGUUCAAUGCAGAUGAUGCCCUGGUAG
This is a messenger RNA of Aureobasidium namibiae CBS 147.97, 663 nucleotides long. Its product is annotated as NAD(P)-binding protein. Bases 1 to 663 code for a protein of 220 amino acids. The record is from RefSeq and is a predicted model, not a curated record. The transcript has 3 exons. Gene Ontology annotation, cellular component: membrane. NCBI's taxonomy places the organism in Eukaryota, Fungi, Ascomycota, Dothideomycetes, Dothideales, Saccotheciaceae. Gene Ontology annotation, molecular function: oxidoreductase activity.